Molecule: messenger RNA, 2606 nt
Organism: Salvelinus fontinalis (brook trout)
Lineage: Eukaryota; Metazoa; Chordata; Actinopteri; Salmoniformes; Salmonidae
Product: striatin-like
Exons: 17
Coding region: 1-2130 (709 amino acids)
Cellular component (GO): dendrite
Molecular function (GO): protein-containing complex binding; armadillo repeat domain binding; protein phosphatase 2A binding
Source: RefSeq, a predicted model, not a curated record
AUGAAUCUGAACUGGGCCCAGAUACUCUUCCUGCAGGGAGAGAGGAACGGACAGGAGAACCUGAAGAAGGAUCUCGUCAGGAGGAUUAAGAUGCUGGAGUAUGCCCUCAAACAGGAGAGGGCCAAGUACCACAAGUUAAAAUAUGGAACAGAGUUGAACCAAGGAGACGUGAAACCUCCCAGCCAUGACUACGAUGAGGUGAUUGAGAAUGAGACUCCUGGGUCCUUGAACAACCAGCUGUCCUGGAAACAAGGCCGCCAGCUCCUCAGACAGUAUCUCCAGGAGGUGGGUUACACAGACACCAUCCUGGAUGUGAAGUCUCACAGGGUACAAACCCUGCUGGGUCUGGCUGGAGACGGACGGGGACCUGUGGAGAGGACGGCCAACGGAACAGACACCUCACCUAAAGGCACGCGCACCAGAGGAGGGACGACAGAGCAGUCCAGUGUUGUGCAGGAGGCCUUUAGGUUCAUAGAGAGCUCUGCAGCUGACUACAGUGAUGAAGAUGAUGAUGAAGACGGUUCAGGGAAUGACAGGACUAUCAUGGAACAGACAGGACCUACGGGGACGAUUGUGAGGAAGAAGCCGUCCCUCUCCACCAGUAUGGACACUAGUGAGGACCCAGACACUGACGAUGCAAUGAAGGGCUUUGACUUCCUGUCUAGUCCAGAUGAUAUGGACACGUCACCUGAGUCCCGUAGCGCAGGAAACGGGACCAAGUGGGAGGAGGAGGAACAGACUGCCAUGUCAGAGGUCUGGGACAUGGACCAGGGUCUGAUAACCAAACUCAAAGAGGAGUACAGGAAGGAACGCAAGGGGAAAAAAGUGGGGCAGAGACCGAACCGGUCUAAGCUCCAGGACAUGUUGGCCAACCUGAGGGACCAGGAGGACAUGAAUCCCAGAGAACCCUCCUCUACUUCCCAGUCCCGCUCCAACGCACCCAGGCUCAAUGAACACCACCAGGACAACCACACUGAUGAAGUGGAGGUGUUGACGGUCCCUCCUUCCUCUGGGACGGCCUUUAUCCUGGGUCCUGAUGUGAACAUGGAGGCUGCACUGGGACUUGGAGAGUUGGCUGGUCUCACUGUAUCUAAUGAGGCUGAUAGUCUGGCCUAUGAUAUGUCCAACGACAAGGGUGCCCUGAGGAGGACGUGGAACCCCAAGUUUACUCUGCGGAGCCACUUUGACGGGAUCCGAGGUUUGGCGUUCCACCCCGUAGAACCGGUUCUGGUCACCGCCUCGGAGGACCACACGCUGAAGAUGUGGAACCUGCAGAAGACUGCCCCCGCAAAGAAGAGUGCCUCUGUAGAUGUGGAGCCCAUGUACACAUUCAGAGCCCACCAGGGUGCAGUGCUGUGUGUUGUGAUGAGCAGUACAGGAGAGCAGUGUUUCAGUGGAGGAGUGGACGGGACCAUUCAGAGCUGGAACACACCUAACCCUAACCUCGACCCAUACGAUUCAUACGAGCCGUCUGUCCUGCGUGGGGCGCUGUGUGGUCAUACUGACUCGGUGUGGGGUCUGGUGUACAGUGGUGUUCAUCAGAGACUCCUGUCUUGUUCUGGAGACGGCAGCGUCAGGCUAUGGGACGCCUCCAGUACCAGGCCUGCCCUGGCCACCUUCCACAGUAAAGAGUUUGGCGUGCCCUCGUCAGUGGACGUGGUCUGCAGUGACCCCGCCCACAUGGUGACGUCGUUCACCGGCGGUCAGAUUGGCCUCUUCAACAUGGAGACACAGCAACUGGUGCUCAGCCUGGAGUCUGCUGCAGAGACGGGUAACCCCUGUCAGAUCAACAAGGUGCUGAGUCACCCCACCCUCCCCAUCACCAUCACCGCCGAAGAGGACAAACGCAUCAAGUUCUACGACAACAACACGGGGAAGCUGAUCCACUCAAUGGUGGCCCAUCUGGAUGCUGUUACCAGUCUAGCUGUCGACCCCAACGGGCUCUAUCUGAUGUCUGGCAGUCAUGACUGCUCUAUUCGUCUGUGGAACCUGGAAACUAAGACGUGUAUCCAGGAGUUCACAGCUCACAGGAAGAAGAAUGAUGAGUCUAUCCAUGACGUGGCCUUCCACCCCUCUAAGGCCUACAUCGCCUCCGCCGGGGCCGACGCUCUCGCCAAGGUGUUCGUAUGACGAGGACCAAUCACAGUCCACUGACACAGCUUCCCAGCUCCAGGGACCAAUAGAUGUGGGUGUGUGGGGUGCUACGCAGACUUCACCUCACACAUAUCCCCUCUCACGCUACUGGUUCCCUGUUUUGACUGCUGGAUGGUGCAGCCAAUAGACUCUAAUAAGCACCAGACUAGGCGCUCCUCCAGAGGGAGAGGGUCAGGGCUGUGGUUGACUGGGAGGUCUGUUUGGAGAACUGCUAUUGGGCACAAGGCUUCCUCCUCCCUCUAUAAUCCAGGCAGGCCCCUGGGUGUGACCGGCCACAGAGACCCUCCUCCUCAACCUGUAUCCAUUGAUCACCCACACAGACUGAUUCUAUGGUUCAGACUAGUCUUAUGCUCUGUCUUCACAGCUAGCGAAGGGUUGAAGACAGACUGACAGGUGUUUUAUAGUGUAGACUCACUGGAGAGGUGGAGCACCUUGCCCUAACUCCCUCCCCA